Molecule: messenger RNA, 1098 nt
Organism: Protopolystoma xenopodis
Lineage: Eukaryota; Metazoa; Platyhelminthes; Monogenea; Polystomatidea; Polystomatidae
Source: the annotation of a GenBank genome assembly
AUGACUCUUGCGAGCGUCCAGGUUGCCACGAGUUUGCCAGCCUCCUCGUGGCCUGGUCGCAUCCGGCGAGUAAGCGGCCUGACAGACGUCUGUCACUCCACCAUGCCCAGUAUGCUGCACACCGGCACGGGUGCCAGUCUACUGCAGACGACCAACUCUGCCACCACGCCUUCUUCAAUUGGUCGGAUCACGACCACAUGUUCGAGUCCCAUCCAGUCACCUUCGCCCAAGCGCCGACUCCUCCCUGGAGACGCGAUCAACACCCCUUCGACUCACAGAUCUGGCCCCAACCAAGUGGGAAUCCCUUUGCGCACUGACGCCGUCUCCGGUAGCCUUGGUCCGGCCCAGAUGCUUCAGGGUCUGGAUGAACGACUGACUUGGUAUGGACUGACAAUGGCGGCUUCACCGUCACCACUGCAGCCGCUUGCUGCCGGAUUCGAGUCUGUUUCUACCGACGUCAGCAAGUAUGCAGGCCUACAUGGAGGUCUUGAUGGCUACACCGGCCUGAUGGGAAUGCGGCUCUCCGACGGCAUAAAUGGCGACUGGGCGCCCGGAAUGGCUCCAGGGUCUGGGACGACGAGCGAUACAACAGACGAUUGGGUUGAUUCGAAUCACACCUUCGUACUGAGCUCGAGACCGGAGGCCGGCAAGCACUUGACAGCUCUCACAACGGCAGUCACCAACCUCAGCUCCUCCAAUCAGUGCAUCACCUCCUCGGGCUUCUUCUCCCAUGGCGCUUCCUCCACCAGCCCCUUUUUGGGCUGCCUAUCGCCCGGCCUCGAGCCUGAACCCGAUCUGUUUCAGAGCUCGGACGUCAACUCGCCCAACGGGCCGCCGGUUGGUCUCCCACCCUCCAGGCCGCAUUCGGCUGCUCAUACCUCCAUCGGUACCGUCAGAAAGGGAGCCUCGACGACGACGUCAAUGUUGACUCCUCAGACUCUGAUGCAUUCAGGCCAGACUGGCGUAAGGAUGGGCAAACGGAGCUUAACCCACGGCGACGUCGAGUGCAGACGCGACGAGCCAAAAGAGGCUCUUGAAGUUGGAGUGCUUUCGGGAGGUGGAGAGUCUAGCUGGCGGGAUGUCUAUAUUGCCCAGUAA